This is a messenger RNA of Stylonychia lemnae, 315 nucleotides long. The record is from the annotation of a GenBank genome assembly. Lineage: Eukaryota; Ciliophora; Spirotrichea; Sporadotrichida; Oxytrichidae.
AUGCCACAUUUCCCCGACGAGAUUGAAUACUCAGAAAAAUACUAAGACGAUCUGUUCGAGUACAGACAUGUCCUUUUGCCAAAGCACAUCUACAAGAAGGCUCCAAGAGGCAGACUACUCACUGAACACGAAUGGAGAUCUCUAGGAGUGCAAUAAAGUCGCGGCUGGGUACAUUAUGAGAUUCACAAACCCGAGCCAUUCAUCUUACUCUUCAGAAGACCACUGGGAACAGACCCUACCACCGGAAUGCCACCAACUUCUCACCCAUACUAUUAACAACAUGUUAUGAUGAUGAAUAAUCAAAUGGUCUAAUGA